Messenger RNA from Ceratosolen solmsi marchali, 1047 nucleotides. Its product is annotated as trypsin-1-like. The record is from RefSeq and is a predicted model, not a curated record. The transcript is spliced from 4 exons. Gene Ontology annotation, molecular function: serine-type endopeptidase activity. Gene Ontology annotation, biological process: proteolysis. NCBI's taxonomy places the organism in Eukaryota, Metazoa, Arthropoda, Insecta, Hymenoptera, Agaonidae. The coding region runs from base 51 to 890 and encodes 279 amino acids.
UUAUAUAAAUAUCUGUGACUGUAUUGCUUAUUUGUUUCAACGCUUUUAGCAUGGCGAAUGUAAUUGAUAUUUUGUCUAUAUUUCUGUUGAUUCAAGGAUCACGGGCUUUUAGUGUGGCAUCAAGAGUGGACAGUAACUUCAUAACCCAAGGAGCAGAUGCUUUUCCAGGACAAUAUCCAUAUCAAGUAUUAAUACUGCACGGCGUGCCCCCAAUCGUCAAGGAUAUACCACUCUGUGGUGGAUCCAUUAUCAACAACCAAUGGAUUCUUACUUCCGGCUAUUGCGUAACUUCCAUCCCGAAAAUUGGUAGGGCUAUAGUCAAAGUCGGUAAGCACGAACUACGCAAGGAUAGCGAAUUCGUUCAGACGUCUGAGGUUCUCUUACGCAUUAUUCACAAGGAGUAUGGGGGAUUCUUCAAUUCCAUCAAGUCGCAUGAUAUCGGCCUAUUGAAGCUAAAGACUCGCCUACGAACAAAUAACCGGGUGCAUCCCGUUAAGCUACCUAAAAAUAAAAACGAUGCGAAAGGCAUCGGCAUUCUCAGCGGCUGGGGUUCUGUUUCAAAAAAAAUCAUCAUCAAUCUACCCGAUGUCUUGCAAUUUGCUAAAAUACCCAUUAUCAAACAAAGCAAUUGCGAAGACGCGCUGAGAGUAGUUGCACCCAUAGAAUCAAUUAGCGAUAUUCAAUUCUGCUCUGGGCCACUCGAUGGGAGAAUUUCUGCUUGUAUCGGUGAUUCUGGUGAUCCACUAGUUCAAAAAAUAAACGGGUCAACUGUUCAAAUCGGAAUUGCAUCUUGGGCGCCGUAUCCUUGUGGUGGGACGGGUUCACCCACUGUCUACACUCUGGUUUCUGCUUUUGUCGAUUGGAUUAACGAAAAAAUUGAAGAAAACUAAUAAUUGGAAUUAAUUUAAUUUGUGUUGAAUGAACCAGAACGAAACUGUCUGAUUUGUGUGUAACAUGCCUGACUUUCAAUUUCGAUUAUACUUAAACAAAUAGAGAAUUUAUAAAUUCGAUUUAUCUAUAUUAACCAUGUUAUCAUUAUAUAAAGUA